AUGAAAGAUCAUCAUACAAUUUCAAAUUAUUCACAUAAAGAUAGCAAUAAAUUUUUGUUUGUAAUGAAACUCUCUGUAGUCAGGUUAAAUAUGCGUUGCAUGUUCAAUGGUGAUCGUUUUCUUUUCUUCCGUGUAAAUAAUGCUUCGAAUCAAAAGAAAACUCUUCUUGUCAACGAAUAUUUUGACAGGAUCAUAGUGGCAAAUACUCGUUUGAAAACUAUACUUUCAUAUAAACUAGACUCUCCAAAACGUCUCAGAUGUACAAGGAAUAAUUUACAUUUGAAUUUGUUCAGUGCAAUUUUACUACGAUGUGUUUUACAUUUCAUUAAGCAUGCAGCAGAUGGACAAGGG
Messenger RNA from Schistosoma turkestanicum, 351 nucleotides. The record is from the annotation of a GenBank genome assembly. Lineage: Eukaryota; Metazoa; Platyhelminthes; Trematoda; Strigeidida; Schistosomatidae.